Messenger RNA from Phaedon cochleariae (mustard beetle), 2447 nucleotides. Lineage: Eukaryota; Metazoa; Arthropoda; Insecta; Coleoptera; Chrysomelidae. The record is from the annotation of a GenBank genome assembly.
AUGAAUCAUGAUAAAAAAACUGAUACUCUCGCCACAAGCAAUUGCACGCAGGGGCUAGACACGAUUCUCGAGCCGCCGGUUCACUGUUCCGUUCAGUCACCAUUCAGUUCAGAAGUCAGAACAGUCCCAAACGGUGUAGCCUGCCAUCUACCACACAGUCCAGUCUUCACUCUCAAUCCUCAUCUGCCACGCGAUCUAGUCAUGAGGGAAAUUGUACAUCUUCAAGCCGGUCAAUGCGGAAACCAAGUUGGAGCUAAGUUUUGGGAAGUUAUAUCUGCAGAACAUGGAAUCGACCCCAGUGGAAUUUACACAGGAGAUAGUGAACUGCAAUUAGAGCGUAUAAAUGUAUAUUACAACGAAGCAUCAGUUGCCUCCAGACAUGACGGUGGAAAAUACGUCCCCCGAGCCAUCCUGCUGGACCUGGAACCAGGCACCAUGGAUGCCGUUCGCUCAGGUAUAUAUGGAAAACUCUUCCGGCCAGACAACUUCGUUUUCGGCCAAUCCGGGGCAGGGAACAACUGGGCCAAAGGUCACUACACCGAGGGCGCAGAGCUAGUAGACGCAGUACUAGACGUGGUCAGGAAAGAAGCUGAGAACUGUGACUGUCUGCAAGGCUUCCAGCUCACACAUUCUCUUGGAGGGGGUACCGGAUCGGGAAUGGGUACUCUCCUAAUCUCUAAGAUCCGCGAGGAGUACCCCGAUAGGAUCAUGAAUACGUACUCUGUGAUGCCGAGUCCUAAGGUUUCAGACACUGUUGUGGAGCCCUACAACGCUACCCUAAGUGUACAUCAGCUGGUGGAAAACACGGACGAAACCUACUGCAUAGACAACGAAGCCUUGUAUGAUAUUUGCUUCAGAACUCUGAAGGUUCCCAAUCCCAGCUACGGAGACCUCAACCACUUGGUGUCCCUCACAAUGUCUGGAGUCACUACCUGCCUCAGGUUCCCUGGUCAGUUGAACGCCGACUUGCGAAAAUUGGCUGUCAACAUGGUUCCAUUUCCUCGGCUUCAUUUCUUCAUGCCUGGUUUUGCACCGCUUACGUCACGUGGUAACCAACAAUACAGAGCACUGACUGUCCCAGAGCUGACGCAACAGAUGUUCGACAGCAAAAAUAUGAUGGCUGCCUGCGAUCCUAGACAUGGGAGGUAUCUUACAGUUGCUGCGGUCUUUAGAGGUCGUAUGUCGAUGAAAGAAGUAGACGAACAAAUGCUGGCAGUCCAGAACAAAAAUAGCAGUUACUUUGUCGAAUGGAUCCCUAACAAUGUCAAAACGGCCGUCUGUGAUAUUCCACCAGUAGGCCUCAAGAUGUCCUCCACCUUCAUAGGAAACACCACAGCUAUCCAGGAACUUUUCAAACGGAUUUCUGAACAAUUCGCUGCCAUGUUCAGGCGUAAAGCGUUCUUGCAUUGGUAUACAGGAGAGGGCAUGGACGAGAUGGAAUUCACCGAGGCCGAGUCCAACAUGAACGAUUUGGUUUCUGAGUAUCAGCAGUAUCAGGAAGCCACGGCUGAUGAUGAAUACGAGGCUGAGGAAGAACCAGCAGUGGACGAUUUCAAUUGUUGACGUAUAUUUUGAUUUCACGAAUACCAAUUGAUGAGGAAAGGUGAUAGUUUGUUGAAAAGGAAAAUUGAUUUGGAACACUCACUGCCAAAGACCUCUGAACUCCUAACCACUGCACUCAAGUCUAGAAUUUUUGAUGAUUGCAUGAAUGUCGUUUUAUAUAUAAAUAAGACGAUUAUUUCUUAUGAACAGUACGUUUCCUAUUGGUAUGUUUUCGAGAUAAUGAUAAUAUUUCACUUAGUUACAUUGAUGAGAAACACUGGAAUAAAUUUAGUAGUACCUAAUAGAAAAUCAAUCGGUAAUACACUACUUCAUUCGGUUGGAUGAUCCUUUAUAAAUUGAAUUUUAUGAUCUUCAAUUAAUUUUUGCAUACUAACUAUUCAUUUGCAUACUCACCAUUUAUUUGAUGACCUAUUUAUUUUUCAUGAGUUGAUAGCAUAAGAGAUUUCGAUACCAAAGAGACUAUGUAUAUCAAUUUCAACUUAAUUUUACUGAUGAUGAAUCGAUUUUGCUUUUCACUUAUCAAGACAUCGAUAAAAAAAAUAUUAUUUGAAAUAUGUUAGUGUUGUUAACUAGUCGUAAAUCUUCUUGACUCUUUGCCAAAGUAAUUUUGAUUUGAAAUGUCUAUUCGAAUAAUUAUAGUUUAUACAUUAUUUAUAGUUAGGUCAUAGGUUGAAUUUGAAAUAUAUUUGCGGUCUUUGGAGGACGUAUCGAUACUUUCAAUAUAAAUAUCGAACCUCUCCCGAAGAUGGUUUUUAUAUUUCAUGGGCAUAUUGCAAAUAAUAUUUUUCAUCAUACACAGGAUAUGUGCACAUUUUUGUAUUUCGAAUUUUUACAUUUUUAUUUAUUAUAAAACGUGUAGAUUAAAGACUGAAUUUUCUACCGAC